AUGGUCCGCACCGACCUCGCCCCGCCCUACUCGGCGUCGCCGGCGCCCUCCUUCUCGUCCUUUUCCUCCAACACCUCUUCUGCCUCCUACGAUCCCUAUGUCGACCUCGGUCGUCUGUUGGCCCGCCUCGAACAGAAUCUGCUGCGGGCCGACAGCGACCGCUGGCGCCGCCUGGUCACCGACGAGUUCCAGCGCCUGCAAGCCCGCUUCGACGUGGCGGCGGCGCGCAAGCUGCUGACGCGCGUGGAGCAGGGCGCGCUGUCCAUCAAAGUCUUGUCGCGGCGGCACGAGGUGCAGGCCGAGCUGAACCGGCGGCGGGCGCUGGUGGAGCUGCUGCAGGAGCGGCUGGACAACCUGGACGACGAGGCACGUGCGGCGGCUGCGUUCAAUCGCGGGGCGGCGGCCGCGGGUGAGGAGGACAAGGCGGAUGGCGAUUCAGAAGAUGGCGGCGAUGACGAUGACGAUACCUCUCACAUCGUGCACGGCACAACCACAGCCGACACAACCUACACAACCUACACAGCAGCCAGAACUGGCAACGCCGACAAGCGCCGAAACCGAGACGGCACCGACACCGACGUCCACAAGCCAGCCACGGAAACCACGACGGAGGAAGACGAACCGCGUGCGGAUAGCGGCGCCGGGCGACGGAGACGAUGGGGGUCGGCAAGAGACGCACCGACAACGACCGCAAUGACGACACGAUCAAGGAGGCGGCAGCAGGCGAAGAAGGAGGCGGCAGACGAGGCGGGCGAAGCGGGGGAAGCAAACAGCGACACACAGACACAAGACACUGCCCGCACGACAUCGGCCUCCCUCUUUGACAGGAGCGGCGACGGCGAGUCCGCCGGCGUCGCCACCGAGGAGGCCGUCCUCGACCACCACCGCCGCGAGCAGGAGGUUCUGUCGGAAGACAUUCUGCGCCUCGCCCAGGCCCUCAAAGAAAAGUCGCUCCUCACGUCCCGCAUGCUCGAGGACGACAAGGAUGUGGUGGACCGCGUCGGCGAGGGCAUGAACACGACCACGGACAGCCUCUCGGCCGCGAGCCGCAGCAUGGCCGUGCUGUCGCUCAUGGCCGAGGGCAAAGGCUGGUGGGGCCGUAUGCUGCUGCUGGGCAUGGUGUACGGGUCGAUGCUGGCGCUGCUGCUUCUGUUUUUGUUCUUGCCAAAGCUGAGGCUGUAG
Molecule: messenger RNA, 1182 nt
Organism: Sporothrix brasiliensis 5110
Lineage: Eukaryota; Fungi; Ascomycota; Sordariomycetes; Ophiostomatales; Ophiostomataceae
Exons: 2
Coding region: 1-1182 (393 amino acids)
Biological process (GO): retrograde vesicle-mediated transport, Golgi to endoplasmic reticulum
Cellular component (GO): endoplasmic reticulum; SNARE complex
Molecular function (GO): SNAP receptor activity
Source: RefSeq, a predicted model, not a curated record